Molecule: messenger RNA, 1262 nt
Organism: Carya illinoinensis
Lineage: Eukaryota; Viridiplantae; Streptophyta; Magnoliopsida; Fagales; Juglandaceae
Product: peroxidase 43-like
Exons: 4
Coding region: 137-1156 (339 amino acids)
Biological process (GO): response to oxidative stress; hydrogen peroxide catabolic process
Cellular component (GO): plasmodesma; plant-type cell wall
Molecular function (GO): peroxidase activity; heme binding
Source: RefSeq, a predicted model, not a curated record
AGACGCUAGAAACAGCUUUAUCAAAGACAAUAUGAUCAGCAGGAUCCCAAUCCCAUCUUAAUCAUCUAUAUAUAUAUACACCUUAUAUUGUCCUAGUUUUCAUCUUCCUCCACACAUCCUCUUCAAUCUGAUAGAUAUGACAUUACUCCCAUCUCUCCAAAUGUUCAUUCACAGCUUUCCAAUUAUGGUCUUGGUCUUGGCUUUCCUAAUGUUUUGUCAGCUUACAUGUAUGUCACAAGCGCAACUUCGAGUUGGAUUCUACUCCCAGACAUGCUCAGAAGCUGAAUCAAUUGUUCGCUCAGUCGUUCGAGAUGCCAUUCAAACUAAUCCCAGGAAUGCUCCAAUUCUGCUUAGGCUCCAUUUCCACGACUGCUUUGUUCAGGGUUGCGAUGCGUCUGUUUUGAUCGACCAUGGCUUCAACUCUGAAAGAAAUGCACCUGGACACGUAGGCCUGGAGGGUUUCGAAGUGAUAGAGAAUGCCAAAGCAAGACUGGAAAGCGUCUGCAACGGUACGGUUUCUUGCGCAGAUAUCGUGGCUUUGGCCGCCAGAGAUGCAGUAUCCUUGAUAGGCGUGCCAUUCUAUGAGGUGCCAACCGGCCGGAGAGACGGUCGAGUUUCAGAUAUAUCUUUUGCUGCCAACUUACCGGACGUGGAUGACUCAAUUCGACUUCUGAAGUCCAAGUUCAGGCAGAAGGGACUUUCACAUAAAGACUUAGUCCUUCUUAGUUCUGGUGCACACACCAUUGGGACAACUGCGUGCUUCUUUCUGCAGAAGCGAUUGUACGACUUCACCAUGGGCAAUAGCUCUGACCCAGCAAUCAACCCUCAAUUUCUACCGAAACUCAAGGCCCUGUGCCCACCUGGAAACGUCGACGACCGUAUACCUCUGGAUGCUGUGACAGAAUCCACAUUUGAUGAACAAAUCUUUCGCAACAUAAGGGAUGGGUUUGCUGUCUUGUCGUCUGAUGCUAGGCUCAAUGAUGACAAGAAUACCAGCCAAGUACUCGAGUCCUACAUCAAUAAUGGGAGUAGUACUGGCAGAUCUGUGCCAUCUUUCAAGUCAGAUUUUACUAAAGCAAUGGUGAAGAUGGGUAAUAUUGGAGUCAAGACAGGAUUGCAGGGAGAGAUUAGGCGAGUUUGCGGCAGUUUUAAUUAGUUUGAUGAGAGUAUUUUACCUCGCUUAAUAUUUCUUGGACAUGGAAUUCUGUCUGAUUCGAGUUUGCAGCAGUUUUAAAUAAUUGGAAUAGUCGGAUACUUUACAA